AUGUACCCACCCCUCUUCUGACAGUGUCACCAAGUAGUACUGAACUAGAAAGCUUGCAGAGCGCCCUUCACCUCAGUGCGCUGCGUGAGUGUCUCAUCACGUCGGAAAGAGAGAGAGAUGGGGACACCGUGUUCGGAAAAGUGGUGGCCUUCUGCACUUGUUUUCACCUUCUUCUAUAGCCAAGCUCUCAUCGGAGUGAGAGCAUGGGACUUAACGUUGCUUCAUACCAACGAUGUCCAUGCGCGGGUGGAGGAGACAAGCAAAGAUUCAGGAAAAUGCACGAAGGCUCCAUGCUACGGUGGAGUGGCGAGGAGGCUCACCAAAAUAUCCGAGAUUCGCAAAAAAGAGGAUAACGUAUUGCUGCUGGAUGGCGGUGAUCAGUUUCAGGGCACUGUUUGGUUCAACUUUUACAAAGGUGCAGAAGCAGCCUAUUUCAUGAACAAACUCCGAUACGAUGCAAUGGCUCUAGGGAACCAUGAAUUUGACAAUGGGUGGGAGGGCCUGGUCAAGCCCUUUCUGAUGGAUGUGAACUGCUCCAUCCUGAGUGCCAACAUUAAACCACAUGGCUCCGCUGCACACAAAAUAGAGGGGUACUAUUUGCCUUACAAGAUAUUUGAUGUGGGUUCAGAGAAAGUGGCUGUGGUGGGAUACACGUCCAGAGAAACACCUGCUUUAUCGGUUCCAGGUCCAGACCUGAUCUUUGAGGAGGAGAUAGCAGCUCUGCAGACACAAGUCAGCAAACUCACAACUUUGGGUGUCAAUAAGAUCAUCGCACUAGGUCACUCGGGUUUUACGGUAGACAAACAAAUCGCAGAAAAGGUCAAAGGUGUGGAUGUGGUGAUUGGAGGACACACCAACACGUUCCUUUACACAGGACCAGCGCCUUCCAAUGAGGUCCCUGCUGGUCCCUAUCCCUACAUGGUGAAGUCACAAGAUGGCCGGGAGGUGCCUGUGGUCCAGGCGUACGCCUUUGGGAAAUACCUUGGCCAUCUUACAGUGACUUUUGAUGACUCUGGAAAUGUCCAGAAGGCAACGGGCAAUCCAAUAUUACUGGACAGCUCCAUAGAACAAGACCCUGGGAUACUGGCUGACAUUGUGGAGUGGAAGAAAAGCCUGGCUAAUUACUCUGCUCAGUAUGUGGGCAAGACUCUAGUCUAUCUCAAUGGGACCUCGCAGGAGUGCCGGUUCCGUGAGUGCAACCUGGGCAACCUCAUCUGUGACGCCAUGGUGGACCAUAACAUCAAGUAUGCAGAUGAGCUGCAGUGGAACCACGUGAGCGCCUGCUUGCUGAAUGGGGGAGCGGUACGGUCACCCAUUGAUGAGCGCGCUCGAAAUGGUUCUAUCACAAUGGAGGACCUGAUUGCAGUCUUGCCCUUUGGGUCUACAUUUGACUUGGUUCAGCUGAAAGGCUCCACCAUCAGGAAGGCCUUUGAGCACGGAGUGCGACGCUAUGGAUCCAGCACAGGGGAAUUUCUCCAAGUGUCAGGCUUUCAGGUUGAGAUCGAUCUCUCUAAGUCACCCAACAACCGUGUGAAGUCUAUCAACAUCCUUUGCACCGGGUGCCGAGUUCCUCGCUACGAGCCACUGGAAGAUGACGCUGCUUACAAAGUAGUCAUGCCGUCUUACCUCGUGGAUGGGGGUGAUGGUUAUACAAUGAUCAAAGAGGAGAAGCUGAAACAUGACAGUGGCGAUUUGGAUAUCUCCGUGGUGGAACGCUACAUCAGCGAGUCAAAGAGAGUUCGCACUGCCGUAGAAGGUCGCAUCAAGUUCGUGGGCCCGACAGGUGGAGGACCUAGUCACAUGAUCUCACUUCUGCUCUUGAGUCUGCUUCUGGUUGUGUCAAUGAGCCUUUAGGAGCCGUUGUUUGAAUUCAACCUCUUCAAAAGAAUGCAAGUUUUCCAUCCCAUGUUCUUUUGGCACUUUCACAAUAUAACUACCUGAUUCUUCACCUUUUAACUUCCCCAUAACAUUAUCUGUCCUGUCUUAAGAUUACAGAAAGCAUGCAUCUGUCCCAUAUGAAAUUCAUCAGCUUUGGCAUGGUGUGAACUCUGUGUCCUUCCGUGGUGUGUUUCGCUUGGAACCACAUGGUUACUCGUGCGAAGACAACAAAAGCUGUAGUCCCAUCAGUUGUUUGUUGGGUAUAAUUUGGGAGGGCAGCUCAACCACUUGUGUGGAAAUAUACUGUUAGUUUUUCUAUUCAGCGAUGUUUGAAUAGCAUUUUUAACAAAGGACACCAGGACACUUUACAGGUGGACCAGACCAAUGAUCCCUCCAUCUGAAAACAGAUGGCCUAGAGGGAUUAAUCCAGUGAGAAUGCACCUGUUUACCAAACUCCUCCAAACACUGUGACCUACAUUGGCGUGAGUCACUUGAAACUAGAAUUGUAUGCAUAUUACGAGAACAAAAAGCUUGAAUCUUGCCCCUUGUUUGUGGGGCACUGUUAGUGAGUGUAGCUUAGCAAAGUUCUGUGUGCAAAUGUAAUUUGGACUAUGCAUUUCCAUUCAAUGUUAUUUGAAUAGCACUUGUAACAAAAGAAACCAGGAUACUUUAGGGGAGAAUGAAACUGAUCUCUAUUGAGCAGAAAGAAGCUAGAAGUUUCACUGCUCUAAGAAUGCACCUGUGUACCCAAAAAACCUACCCUUCUGGGAAAAAAAAAGGUUUUUAUGGGUUCUUUGAAAAGCUUACUGGCUAACUGAGUUCUACGGGUAGGGUUUUUCACAACUCACAUGGAUGACUCAAGGGGUCUGAGAGGGUACCAGGUAGAACUUUUAAAGGUUCUUCAAAUUACACAUAGAACCCUACGUUCUUUAGUCUAUUUUGCAUUUUUUAUUAAAAGGGUGUAAAAUAAUUUAAUCCAGACAGAACAGUUUUGGGGAUUUGUGAGUAUUUGCAGUUCUUAAAGAUUUUGUACAUGGCACUUAUAUUUCUUCCUAACUGAGCCACCUUAGUAGUCCAAACCCCUUUAAUGUGCAGAAGCCCUACAGUGUACCUCUCAGGCAGGAAUGCCCAUCUCACCAGCUGUUUUUUAAUUCCCUUAUAUAGUUAUCUUUUACAUCAAUCUUGAAAAAGCCAAAGAGAGUCCAAGGAACAGUCAUUUUUCUCAGAGCCCCUAUUAUUAUGGUAUCGGUCAGAAUAUAAAUAGUCUAAUAUUCUAAUUCCAUUCUGAAGUGUCAUUUUUAGUAGUUUUGGGGGAAUGGUGGGCAGAGAGCCUGAUAUUGCACUGAAGCAUCUACAUACUAUGCGGUUGCUAUCUCUGGACAAUGCACAUACUAUUUACAGUUAUGUCUCUCAAUAGCAGCUUAAAUACGUGAACAUUUUUGUUUAAUUGUGAAAAAAAAUUGUCAUACAUUAGGUUGAAACAUUAUGGCCGUCAAUUUAAAAAAGGAAUUUUCUAAUGUAAGAUUCUCACUAAAGAAUAGUGGAGUUAGAAUGUUAAAAGAUGUCAUAGUCUUUUUUUAAAAGAAGAACAAGUCAUAAUAUAUGCAUUUCAAUAGCGCUAUUUAAUAGCAGAAGGCGUGUUCCAAACACAAGAAUAAAAUAUUCUGAACAGACUGGCUUUAUCCAUUUUCUAUAAGGUUUUUCAGAAGUAUCUUUAGAGAAAAUGAAUACAACAGCAGCAGUAAUAAAGUUAGUUUGCAUUGUUUUAUGAAUUUUAAGUUAUUGUACAUUGUAUAGUUGUAAAAGGUGGAUAAUGUCUAAAUAUACAAGUAUAUGUGCAAAAGAUAUGUUAAUUAAUAUAACUGAUAUGUAAUUGUGAUUGUUUUUUAGUAUCAAAUCUGCAUUAAAUAUACAGAAAUGAUUUCCCUGUGUCAAAAAUAGAUGCAAUAAAGUGGCUAUGCUUUA
Molecule: messenger RNA, 3843 nt
Organism: Clupea harengus (Atlantic herring)
Lineage: Eukaryota; Metazoa; Chordata; Actinopteri; Clupeiformes; Clupeidae
Gene: nt5e
Product: 5'-nucleotidase, ecto (CD73)
Exons: 9
Coding region: 118-1854 (578 amino acids)
Biological process (GO): AMP catabolic process
Cellular component (GO): plasma membrane
Molecular function (GO): 5'-nucleotidase activity; nucleotide binding; metal ion binding
Source: RefSeq, a predicted model, not a curated record